This is a messenger RNA of Lepus europaeus (European hare), 1822 nucleotides long. RefSeq names its product sirtuin 3 (gene SIRT3). NCBI's taxonomy places the organism in Eukaryota, Metazoa, Chordata, Mammalia, Lagomorpha, Leporidae. The transcript is spliced from 7 exons. The coding region runs from base 68 to 1057 and encodes 329 amino acids. Gene Ontology annotation, molecular function: histone deacetylase activity, NAD-dependent; NAD+ binding. The record is from RefSeq and is a predicted model, not a curated record.
GCGCGCUGGGGCGUGGAAAGGGGCCCACAGUGCGUGAUCCUGUGGACGCGCGUGGCCGCGGAGGAAGAUGGCGCUGUGGAGCCAGCGGGUCGUGGCCGCGCUCCGGCUGUGGGGCCGGAUAGCUUGCCCACUCUCUUCUGUCAGUACUGCAGGUGGAAGAAGGCCUGUCUCUCUGUCGGCGAGGGCUCCAGGCAUCUCUGGAAGCAGAGGACGCCCUGAGAGGUUUUCCCUGCAGGAUGUAGCUGAGCUGAUUCGGACCGGAGCCUGCCAGAGGGUGGUGGUCAUGGCUGGAGCUGGCAUCAGCACUCCCAGCGGGAUCCCAGACUUCAGGUCUCCAGGCAGCGGCCUCUAUAGCAACCUCCAGAAGUAUGACAUCCCUUACCCCGAGGCCAUUUUUGAACUCGAGUUUUUCUUUCACAACCCCAAGCCCUUCUUCACUUUGGCCAAGGAGCUGUACCCUGGGAACUACAGGCCCAAUUUCACUCACUACUUCCUCCGACUGCUGCAUGACAAGCGACUGCUCCUGCGGCUGUACACACAGAACAUCGACGGGCUAGAGAGAGUGGCAGGCAUCCCUGCCUCGAAGCUGGUGGAAGCCCAUGGGACCUUCGCCUCUGCCAGCUGCACCGUCUGCCGGAGAUGCUUCCCCGGGGAGGACUUCAGGGGUGACGUGAUGGCAGACAGGGUCCCGCGCUGCCCCGUGUGCACUGGCGUCGUGAAGCCCGACAUAGUGUUCUUCGGGGAGCCGCUGCCGCAGAGGUUCUUCCUGCACGUGGUCGACUUCCCCAUGGCGGACCUGCUGCUCAUCCUGGGCACUUCCCUGGAGGUGGAGCCUUUCGCCAGCUUGUCUGAGGCCGUGCGGAGCUCCGUGCCCCGCCUGCUCAUCAACUGGGAUUUGGUGGGGCCCUUGGCUUCUCGUCCUCGUGGCAGGGACGUGGCCCAGCUCGGGGACGUGGUUCACGGCGUGGGAAAGCUGGUGGAGCUUCUGGGCUGGACAGAAGAGAUGCACGACCUUAUCCAGCGGGAAACUAGAAAGCUCGACGGCCGGGACAUAUAGGAUGCUCGCCCACGUUCAAGCAGCGGCUACAUCGCAGAGCCACAUCCGGCUUCUGGUGAGACCACGUGCCUGAAGACAGCUUUGGCCGAGCCAGGACCUGUGACCUGGAGCAGCAGACGGCUGUGGCUGCCACUGUGAUGGCGUCUCAUCCUGGAGACGGGAGCUGUCCACUUGCUGCUGGACUCGGGUGGGGUGGCCCUCUCGAAUCCCAGAGCAGUCUGCCUGUCCCCCUGGGGGCAGCCCAGCAUCUGCUGAGGGCUGAGUGGCUCUCUGGCCCCAGUGCGUCCUCAGGGCCAAGUGACACCCUCCGGGUCUUCCGGCACAUGGGUCUCCUCAGUGUGUCCGUUUCUGGCACAAAGUAAAUUUUAAUAUAAAAAACUGUUUCUCUCUUCUGAGGGACAACUGACGUGAACGUGGAACGGGGCCCUGGAAGGCACCCCCCCCCCCCCCCCGCCAGGGCUUCCUGACGUGGAGACCUCGCCAGCAGCGUGGCUCAGGCUGCCCCGUGUACUUCCGCACUGGGCGCCCAUCUUGUGCAGUGGCUGCUUCCCCUCUCGCACACCUAUGCACACCCUCCUUCCUAGCGUGUGAGCUGUUGUUACCUCGGCAGAAGCACCACCUGUCCCCGAGCCACCCGGAAGGUGUCCCCAGUGAGAACAAAGACGGUGGCCAUCUUGAGCAGGGCCGAGCUCUAGGGAGAACGUAUUUCUACUUCCCCUUUACUUGCUGUUUUACAUAAAUUCAGACACACAUUCUUGCCCAAAA